Messenger RNA from Meloidogyne enterolobii, 1221 nucleotides. Lineage: Eukaryota; Metazoa; Nematoda; Chromadorea; Rhabditida; Meloidogynidae. The record is from the annotation of a GenBank genome assembly.
AUGAAAGGCCCUAUUUUUACAGCACUCCCCUCUUUCCGUUCAAGUCAUUCCACAAACAGUAUGAAUAGUGGAAAUAAUAAUAAUAAGUUAAAUUGUAAUACUACUGUAGCUACUUCACGUUCGGGUAGUGAUGUGGAAAUAUCUGCUGCUGAUCCUUCUGUACUUGGUUUCGACCCUUCCCUCUACGUAAACGGAGUUGCCAACCAAAACGUCAAUUCCUCCCCUGUCCACGUUCUUAAAAGCAAUGGCACAAUUCCUAGCACAUCUGGGAACGAACAACAACAACAACCUAGACCUAGAGGUUUAGGACUUCUUCACUGUACUCUACAGCAUUUUCCUGUUCGGAAACGAUUACGUGUUAAUGUGCUUAAAAUUGAAGGUUUGGCCGGCGAUCUACGUCCUGACCUUGAAAUUCAACCCUUUUGUAAAUUAACGCUUACAUCCACAAAGAAACAACAAUCCCAACAACAACAAAGUGUUGUUAAAAGAGGGAGAGAUUCUGUUUUUAAUCAAGAAUUCUUCUUCGAUAAUUUCGCAACAGAAGAGAUUGAACUAAAACAAUUACAAAUUGAAGUAUGCCACAGCAGUAAUCAAAAAUUGCAAAGAGAUUUGGAUAUUGGGGAGGUUCGAAUUCCAUUGAGAGACUUAGCUCCACAACUACAAACAAAAAAGGAAGUGAGAAUUGUGGAAGAACUAAAGUUUUUUAUUGCUGCAAAGAAGUUGGGCAAGCUACACAUAACAACAUGCAUUGAAAAAGCCGACAGAAGAUUAACUAUAAAUUUAAUAAAAGUUGAAGACCUUCCAAAAUGGGGAAUUAUAGGAGCCCCCGACGUCCAAAUCCGUAUAAGAAUGCAACAGGCUAACGGCCCAGAAGUUGUAAAAUGUUCAAGAAUUAUUAAAAAUACAACAUCAGCAGUCUAUAAAGAAGCUGUAAUGUUUUUGGUUAGUACUAGAGAAGCUGAUUUGGCUAGAACUAAAAUUACAAUUUCUGUUCAUGAUUUGUCUCGCUCCGUUACCGGCAAUGAUACAAUCGGUUUUGUAUUUCUUGGAGAACUGGCUUCGGAUAAAUCGGAAGUGGAUCAAUGGAAAUCUACCAUGGACCAUUGGGGGAAAGAAUACAAAGCCGUCCAUACUCUAAAAUGCCCCUCAAGUAGGUGUCAACCAACUCUACAUGUAUUGGAUGUACAGGACGAAAAUGAUGUUAAGGAGAAUGAUGAUUAA